UGAUGAUGCUGCGGGAAUCAGGCGCUGCUCCACAGAUCACCGAUAAUCACCGAUCAUCAUCAAAACCUCAAUAAUAACAUCAUUGAUCAUCAAUAAUCAUCAUCAGAGUGGCCGUGAUGAGCAUCUCCACCUUCCAGAAGCUGACGGUGGUCUCCUGCGUGCUGCUGUGCGUCGCGCUGCUGCUGCCGAAGAUGCUGCUGUCCCGCGGCCACCGGGAGCCGGACGGGCCCGCAGGUAACUUCCCGCCGGUGCCGCAGCGAGGGCCGCUGUCAGAUGAGCGCCGCAGCCGUCAGUCCUCCAGAACACACACCACUGAAGCCAUCGCGCGCGCUCGAGGAGCCGGAGCCGCUGCCACUGGGAAGAGCAACCUGGCCGGACAGAUCAUCCCCAUCUACGGCUUCGGCAUCCUGCUCUACAUACUGUACAUACUGUUCAAGAUCACAGCUAAAGGCAGGUCCUCCACUCCUCCAGAGAGCAGACUCAGUGCGGUGCGAGCGGAAAACACCAAGAGGAAGAUCACUGAUUUCGAGUUGGCUCAGCUGCAGGACCGACUGAACGAGACGAAGGACAUGAUCGAGAGAAUCCUCUCUACAGCCAGCACCGGCUCAGAAAGCGCUGCAGUGCCGCUGGAUGAGGAGCAGAAUCUGCUGUUCCAGCUGCAGGAGAUCACGCGUGUGAUGCAGGAGGGCCGACUGGUGGACACGGCAGGUACGGACACUCAGACAGGAAGUGACAUCACAGGACUUAGACGGAGGAACAAACCGUAGCGUCUGCAUGAGGAGUGUGAGCUGUAAAUGCUGGAUGUGUGUGAAGGUCAGCAGGGGCUCCACACACACACGUGUGUAUAUAUAUAUAUCUCUGGCUCUGGGUGGCCACAGUCCUCCACUGCAGCUUGGUCCUACAUUAAUUCCAGAGGAGCGCUACCCUGUACCAACAUGGCGGCUCUAUUGACGCACUCCCACUGAUAGACUACAGCAGCAGGGUAUGAGAGAUCUAGUGUACAUAUCUCUGUGCUCUCCUGUGUUCAUGUAUCCGCUCUCCUCUAACACUGAUCACUCCUGAUUUAUUGAUCAUCGUCUCACACUGCAUGAGUACACACACACACACACACACACUCCUGGUGCUCUGUCCUGUCUCUGCUGUGGUCACUGCAGCUGUUCUCUGAGCUCUACACAGCGGGGUUGCAGCUUAAAUUAAAAACAUCUCCUGAAA
Messenger RNA from Danio rerio (zebrafish), 1212 nucleotides. It is a transcript of the gene ric3b, whose product is annotated as RIC3 acetylcholine receptor chaperone b. Gene Ontology annotation, cellular component: synapse. The record is from RefSeq and is marked provisional. NCBI's taxonomy places the organism in Eukaryota, Metazoa, Chordata, Actinopteri, Cypriniformes, Danionidae. Gene Ontology annotation, biological process: protein folding.